CCCACAACGAUAUAUUAUAACAUAAUAAUUUGAUAUUUAGCAGGUAGGUAUGUAAUAUUGUCAUUUACUAGAUCGUAUUAUUACAUCGAUAGGUAUAUUAUUAUAUCGAAAUAAACGCCGGCGCCGGUGAUAGUUGAUCGAACGACGAAAUCUUUGUAAUAAUAAUAUAUUAUAAUGCUGCCUCGUCCGAGAUAAUGUCUCCGCACCGCUAGUCGCGCGUAGUGGGACACUGCUGGAGCUAUGCUGUGAUGCGGCGGCGGCGGCGCAAGGUCGAAGCGGCCGCAUUGGCGGCGGAACGCCAAGCCGCGGAGUGCCGCGAAACCACUACUUAUAUAUAAUGUAUCCGACAGCGGCGAUUGCCAUGUCCUGACAUACAUUAUUAUAUUAUUCAGACAAGUGCGGAGUUAUAGUUUGUGCGCCGGGUUCACGUCGCAGUCCGCCGAGCGUCGUCGACCACUCUGGGUACGAUCCAACGAUCCGACGCAGGGCGAAAAAAAAUGACGUUUCGUUCGCCGGUAAGUUUCGGCCAUCGACAGGGCCACCUCCGCCGCCACCAUCGUCAGCACAAUAAUACUUUACCGUAACGAUAAAACGUCCGCAUCUCUCGUAAUAUAUUAUAUUGUUUUUGAUUAUCUUAAUAAUAAUAAAAUUCGACGUCGAUCCCUUCCGUAAUACUAUAUACUCAUAUAUAAUAUUAUUAUAAUACGCAAUCGGCCCGCGAUGCAUUACUAUAUGCUGGCCGCGCUGCUCAACGCGGCCCUGGCCACCGGUCAACGGCACGCGGUGUUCUCCGGCCACCGACUGCAGCAGUGGCGACAGACCGGUGACCGGCCAAACUACCUGCACGUGUUGGCCAGCGGCGGCGUGUUGCCCCGCAGGGUGUGGACGCGACAGGCCGACGGCCAACCACAGCACACGACCACCCGCAGACGUCGCUUCCCGACGUCCAACGCGAACCCGGUGAUGGGCCACUGGAGGGCCCUGCACGACAAGUUGGACGUGCAGUCCAUGUGGCCAGGCACGGCCAAGUACGCGAACGAGAUCUACUUGCCGGCCACAACGGACGACUACAUCAGACAGGAAGGAUAUCCGGCGGAGAGGCACACGGUGAUCACGGAGGACGGUUACAACCUGACGCUGCACAGGAUACCAUACAGCCGAAACGAUGACCUGUCGGCCAUCACGAGGAAACCAGCGGUGCUGGUCCAACACGGAAUACUGUGCAGUUCGACGGACUGGGUGAUCACAGGACCCAACAGCAGUCUAGCGUUCAUACUGUCGGAUGCGGGAUACGACGUGUGGCUUGCGAAUUCCCGGGGAAACACGUACUCCAGAAACCACGUGACCCUAGACCCGGCGAGAGAACCGGAAAAGUUUUGGGAUUUCAGCUGGCACGAAAUGGGCACAAUCGACCUGCCCAACACGAUCGAUUACAUCCUGGACAAGACGGGCGAACCAGACUUGAACUACGUGGGACACUCGAUGGGAACGGCCAUAUUUUACGUCCUGUGUUCGGAGAGACCCGAGUACCAGGACAAGGUCCGGUCGAUGUCAGCGAUGGCUCCGAUAGCGUACCUGAACCACGUCAAGAGCCCGAUCAUGACCUUCCUAUCGUCCGUGGCGGACCCGUUGGCGUGGUUGUGCAACAGUCUGGGGUACUACGAGUUCAGGCCGAACGGCAAGAUUUUACUGUUCGCGGGCAAAACGUUUUGCGAAGCCAACUCGCUGGCCGAAGGUGUUUGCGACAACUUGUUGUUUCUGUACGCCGGAUACGAUUCGAAACGAUUGAUCAAAAGCAUCCUGCCCAUAAUUUUAGCACACACUCCAGCCGGCGCAUCCGCACGUCAACUCACUCAUUUCGCUCAGCUCAUGAAACGCGACCAAUGGUUCGGGCAGUACAACUACAACAAACAGAAAAACUUGGAAAAGUACGGACAACCGGAACCACCGGCGUAUGACCUGACCAACAUCACGGUGCCCGUGGCACUGUAUCACGCGCAAAACGAUUGGCUGUCGUCGGUGGAGGACGUCAAGGUCCUGGCGGGCAAGCUGCCGAACGUGGCCGAGAGAAAGGUCGUACCGAUCCCGGAGUUCAAUCACUUGGACUUCCUUUGGGCGAACGACGUGAAAAACUUCGUUUACGACGACCUGGUGGGGUUCAUGAAGAGGCACGACCGGAAGUACGUGGACGUAGGGUUGCGGCCGUCUGCGGAAGUGGACGCGAACGUCGUGCACGUGGAUUACAUCGUAUCCGACGUGGCGUAGCGUUGAAAAUAAGAGAGUUCAGACCGCCUCCGACCCGUACCGCUCAUAUUACGGGCGCGAUUACAUCGCAGGUGGGACGUCGAAGUUUUCCGCCAAUAUCGACCUUUUCUAUUUAUACCGUACCGCCAGUGAAACUUCCAUGAUAUGAAGUCACGCGUGGGGAAAAAAAAGAAAUCGUAUUAGAAAGAGUAAUUCGUUAAAUGUAAUUAAAUAAAUUUGCCGUUCUAAUUUGGUUUGGCUCUCAAAAGUAUUUCGUUAAGACGAAAAUGUUGUUAAAUCAAAGUUUGUUAUACUUUGUUAGACGUUCUACUGUACUUAUAUAUUACAUUUCCAUUGUCCGCCUCGGAAAAUUUCAGUUUUUAGAUUUUGAUAACCCUUAUAGGUUUUUGUAACUCUUAACGCUGCAAGGUAAAGCAGCAUAUAUCUGUCUGCGGUAUUUACUAUUUAGGCCGUUUACACUUUUACAGACGUGAAAGUUGUCAUUUUGUUUUAUUAUUAUUGUAAAAACUGAUGUAUUAUAAUUUAUAAUAUUAUAGAACGCGUAGAUAAUGUUUUCACAAUCUGUACCUUCAAUCCGUUCGUUAUAAAAGGGUAGAGUGAAAAGAUUAUAGCCAUACAUAUUGUGAUAAUUAAAAAGUACUGUUGUUAUUAUUUUAUUAAAGUAUUACAUUUUAUUGUUUUAUGAAACUUCCGCUUGUAUAAACUACACACAUUUUUCUUUGUGAAUAAAAUUAAAAUUAAAUAUUCA
Acyrthosiphon pisum (pea aphid) is the source of this 3013-nucleotide messenger RNA. Its product is annotated as lipase 3. The coding region runs from base 721 to 2265 and encodes 514 amino acids. The record is from RefSeq and is a predicted model, not a curated record. Gene Ontology annotation, biological process: lipid metabolic process. Lineage: Eukaryota; Metazoa; Arthropoda; Insecta; Hemiptera; Aphididae. The transcript has 8 exons.